AAUUAUAUUCAAUAAAAUCAACUUUUGCUAAUGCUGUUCUAUGUUUAUUUACUAAAACUAUAGGACUAAAAUUGAACAACUUUCACUCAUUGAUUUUACGACUCAACCACGUAUUUUUUUGAUCAGCGACAACACGCAAAACCAUAAUUUGCCUGUCGUGAAAAAUUUUUUAACACAUGGCAUAAUUGUUGGCAUAGCUAGCUCGAUUGCUCAAAACUGAACGUACCAUUUUUAAAAGCUUCUCAUUGAAUUUUUAACCACCAAGUUAUUUUGUAAAAUUUUUCAACUCUUUCAGUUAAAACUAGAUAGUUUUUCGGGACAGUAAAAAUGAAGUGCUCGGCUCCGCGAUUACUUUUAUGGCUCUCAUUCCUACUGGCGCUCGGAACUUUCUGUUUCACAGGCUUCGCCCAUAACAAGGGGUGGUUUGAUGUUCCCACCACUGGCAAGAGUCCCAGUAUCUCCAUGUGGCACGUCUGUUACGACGGAUUCUGGAGGGACUGCGAGCCAGUCAUGACUCAAGACGCCAAGUACAACUACGGAAUCGCAGUGAUGGUCACGCGUGUGCUGCUCAUCACCUCCAUGUUCUUUUCCCUCGCCCUGACUGUAAUGGGGGCCAUGACCCUCAUGGGCUCAUACAAACUCAUCGGGUACACCUACACGUUUCCAGUUGUGGCCCUAAUCACAGCUAUUCUGCUAAUGGUCGGUUGUGCCACUUUCGAGGGUGGAGUUCGUCUCAAAGUGUUGAACCAGAUUCUCAAAAUCAACGAGCAAGAUAUCCACUCGAGGACAUACAUCGCCGGUUUUUCGGCUUGGGGCGCAUUCGCCAUGUCGGCAAUCAACUGCGUCAUCAACGGACUGCUCUAUUUGAAGACAAGAUACGAGACUUACAUCUAAAUUGGCCGAAGUUUGCCAAGACGAAUCAUGAUAGUGAAGACUUCAAGUUUUUGUAUCUUACAGUGAACUCGUAUUUUUAUAAUAGGCUCUGCUGAUUAUUAAACCGUGAUUUUAGUGACUAUAAAAGCUUAAUUACCUAAAGUAGAUGUUAUCGACGAUUGCUUAACUAACUAUUAUGCAACUUGAAAAAAUUUCAAAAAACUUACGGUUUUAAUCGUUUUCCCAUUUUGAAGAUCUCCCCUUUUUUCCAUGGCUCAUUUUAAUCCAUAUAUAUGAAGCUCAAUAAAUAUGACAAAUUAUGACUUCAUGCCAUCAAAUAAAAACAAAAGAAGCUAAA
Messenger RNA from Symsagittifera roscoffensis, 1231 nucleotides. RefSeq lists its product as uncharacterized. The transcript is spliced from 4 exons. NCBI's taxonomy places the organism in Eukaryota, Metazoa, Xenacoelomorpha, Acoela, Convolutidae. The record is from RefSeq and is a predicted model, not a curated record. Bases 328 to 894 code for a protein of 188 amino acids.